AUGUCGACUGGAGAACUUCCUGAAGAUGUGGUUGCAUAUAUGGAAGAGAAACAUGUGAAGGUUAUUCUGGAAGAAGCUUUUCAUGAUAUAUUGACAGAACUUCCAGAAAAGCCUCUUGAGUUUUUACUAAAGGCGUUUGAAAAAAAGACGACAUUGAGGCUAAUGGUUGUCGGGGCCACCGGGAGUGGAAAACAGAGACAAUCUUCCUUAUUAGCGGAAAAAUACGGUGCGGUUCUUAUUAACGCUAUUGAUGUAUUUAAAAGCGAAAUAGCGAAAGGGACAGAAGAGGGAAAAAUCUUGGAGAGUAAAUUACGUGAAGGUAAUGAGAUUCCCAGUGGUAUUGCUGCCAACCUUAUUAUUGAGAGAGUGAGGGAAGGAGAAGCUGCAAACAAAGGAUGGGUACUCAGCGGAUUUCCUCAAACACGAUCUCAGGCAUUACGUCUACAGGAAGCAGGAAUAUCACCACGUUUGUUUAUAUUAAUAGAUGUUCCUAGUGAAGUGGCAGUAAAAAGGUGUACAGAACGUCAAUCUGAUACCACUACACACGAUAACCACCAGAUCGAGGAUGCACCUGCUUCACCUGUGAUGGAAGUUGAUCCAAUGAAUGGUAGUGAUAACUCACUGGAGUCUAUUAUGCGACGUUGGAAUUUCUUUGAGGCGAGAAAAGAUGAACUUAUUGAGUGUUACAAGCCUUUUUUGGUUCGUAUUGAUGGUAGCCGUUCGACGGAAACUGUAUUCAAUGAGAUAUGUGAACAAGUGGAUUCCCGAUUUGUGUCGGUAUGA
Molecule: messenger RNA, 783 nt
Organism: Trypanosoma theileri
Lineage: Eukaryota; Euglenozoa; Kinetoplastea; Trypanosomatida; Trypanosomatidae
Product: adenylate kinase
Exons: 1
Coding region: 1-783 (260 amino acids)
Biological process (GO): nucleoside triphosphate biosynthetic process
Cellular component (GO): cytoplasm
Molecular function (GO): AMP kinase activity; ATP binding; nucleoside diphosphate kinase activity
Source: RefSeq, a predicted model, not a curated record